AUGAUGAUCCUAGAACUACUCAACAAAAAAACAGCGAGAAGUCAGACGAAAGUGGAAAAACCGAGCAAAGGUUCUUGUUGCGAAAAACCCCGCAACCGAAGUCGGUCGGAGAAAGAAAAGGAAAAAAGAAAAUUCGGAAAGAAAAAGAGGGCGUGGCCUAAAAAAGGAGAGGGUAGACCACACACAGCGCUCUAUGUACCAAAACUGGAAUUUGAAACUGUUGAUUAUGGGUUUUUCCAAAUCUCAGGAACAUGGAAAAAGGAAGAGGUAUGA
Caenorhabditis briggsae is the source of this 273-nucleotide messenger RNA. NCBI's taxonomy places the organism in Eukaryota, Metazoa, Nematoda, Chromadorea, Rhabditida, Rhabditidae. The record is from RefSeq and is a predicted model, not a curated record. Bases 1 to 273 code for a protein of 90 amino acids. The transcript has 3 exons.